GAUCCAGCUGUGCAGCACAGACCUCACUGGUCACCUUGGAUGUGGGGGAAACAAGGAGUCCCUGCCCAAGAUCUGGUAGUGCCUUGUGAGAGCAGCAUAGGGUGGAUCAGGAGACCUGGCUCGGGCUCGCAGCACAACAGUGGCUUCUAUGGGCACUCUAGAGGUCAAGUCAAGAGUGAAAGUGCUGGAGAGUAUCGCUGCGCAGCCAAGCCCCAGCCUCCAGCAGCAUUCCUGCAGCGAUGCCAGGAACCAGCACAGCAACACUUCUUCUCCAAGCAUGACAAUCGCACUUCCUACGACAAAGGCCCCUACUGUCUGCUGCAGGGAAUUGGAAGACAGAAAGAUCUGAAGCGCCUGUGGCAGCGGCACACCUUCUUGCGCUGGGCACCCUGUGAACUGGAGCUGAGCCAGCAGCAGCCCCUGCAAUCUUCUUACCAGUCUGAUUUCCAGUCGGGCUCAGGACUUGAUAGCCUUCCCCAGCGCCUUGUUCACUUUGUGCAAAUCCAGCCUCCAUAUGCCAGUACUACCUACCAGCAAAAUUUCUGCCACCCAUCCCUUGGUGGUCGCUGUGGCAUUGACAAGAUAGGACCCCAAGUGCCUGUCACUGACACACUGCCUGACCUCCCAGCGACCCCAAGACCCAAGCUGCUGCAGCACUACCUUCAUCCUGGGGUCUCUGAGUGCCUACACUGGUCCUGAGCAUUAAACAAGGAUAGCUGACA
Molecule: messenger RNA, 722 nt
Organism: Fukomys damarensis (Damara mole-rat)
Lineage: Eukaryota; Metazoa; Chordata; Mammalia; Rodentia; Bathyergidae
Gene: Cimip7
Product: chromosome unknown C3orf84 homolog
Exons: 4
Coding region: 40-699 (219 amino acids)
Source: RefSeq, a predicted model, not a curated record